This is a messenger RNA of Microthlaspi erraticum, 558 nucleotides long. Lineage: Eukaryota; Viridiplantae; Streptophyta; Magnoliopsida; Brassicales; Brassicaceae. The record is from the annotation of a GenBank genome assembly.
AUGGGUAACCCUCAGGACCAAGUAUAUCCUCAACAACAAGCAGCUCGAUCGAGUCAGGUGCCACAACAUGGGUAUGGUCAAAAGAACAAUUACCAAGGACCACAAGGCACUUUCCCUGGACAACAAAUGAAUAUCCCACCAGGCUUUCCGCACCAACCGCCCCAGCCUGCACCUUCACAAGAGAAUGAGCUUAAGGCAAUGCUAAAGCAACUACUUCAAGGGCAAGCUGAUGGGGUAGUGGACACAAGCAAGAAGCUAGCUGAAAUAAACUCUAAGAUCGAGAACGUCAACACAAGGGUUUACUCUCUGGAGAAUCAUGCUUCUUCUGUUGCUGCUGCUACAAAGCAAGGACACCUACCUGGUAAAGCUAUUCAGGACCCCAAGGAACAGUGCAAGGUCUUUUGGAGCAUUCUGGAGCAUAUUGGACAUGAGGAGCAUGGAGGGACUUGGCGCAUGGAAGCAGCUCAACUGGACACGCAAAGGAAGAAGGGAGAAGCCAUCUUGAAGACCAGCUCGACCGUCCACUCGACCGGCCAAGCUUCAACUCGAUCGAGCUGA